GCCCAUUCAAUCUCUCCUCCGCGAUGGUUUCCUCUAACGACGUGCAGAGAUUAUUUCUCCAAGCCAUCCUUUCUCGUCGUGUUGUCUCUCAGAAACUUGCGGUGAAGAUAUGGCAAGGAUGCGUUGAUGCUGUGACAGCCGCCGACGAAUCAUUAGAAAUUCCCUUCUCUGAGAGCAGAGCAGCUUGGGAUGCAUUAGUUACCCAGAUAAACGAGUCGUUGAAUUGCCUCGACCUCGAAUUUAUUAACACCCAUGACCAGGAUACGGGUGCGGAGAUGUAUGCAGUCGUCAAUAGGAGGGGAGAUGAAGUCGCUCAGAUGGCGACCGAUUAUUCACCGGUAGAGAUUGCAUAUUUCAAAGCUAUUGUCGAGCAAAUUAUGCUGGCACCUAAUGAGUCGUUCUGUGUAUCCUCAUUGGCCGCACUGCGCGAGGUUAAUUCAUUAAAGUCAACUAUGACCAAGGCGCAGGCCGAGGUUGUACUCGGUAGCUUCGUAGCAAAAGGGUGGCUCAGUAAGAGCAAAAAAGGUCGUUAUUCGUUAUCCCAGAGGACUCUUACUGAGCUUCACGUAUAUCUCAGGAGCACAUAUGCCGAUGAGAUCUCCGAAUGCACCAUCUGCUUCGACAUUGUCACUCGAGGAAUCCGGUGUAAUACCCCUCAAUGUAAAUCGCGUAUGCACACUUACUGCUAUAACGGCUACAAACGGCGUACCCAGACAUGCCCGACAUGUAACAACCACUGGCAACCUCUCCCUGUGGGCGAGGAAGGGUGGAGCGAAGGACAAGAUAAGGGUAAACGACGAGUUAGGCAGAGAUCCAGCGAAGAAGGCAGCGAUGAAGAGGACGUCGAUGGUGAGGUUGAUGACCUUGCCUUUCGGGCACAAUCGCAAGCAGAAUCAAGAGCUGCGUCUUCGCAAUCUUCUCAGCCGCGACAGAAUGGGAGGGGUAAGGGCAAGAAGAAAGCAGUAGUAGAUGACGAGGAAGAAGAGGAAGAAGAGAAUGCAACUCCUCAACCACGCGCCCAGAAGCGAAAAAGUCGCCGCUGACACCCUUUUGUAGAUUUCCCGCCAGACAUUUAUGUGCUGUUUUGCGCCUAAUGACCGUCUGAUUAUGAGGCCUGGGCCUCUCACUAUAUGUACUGAUUACCCUCUAUUCUUGAUAGCCUACUGUAGUAUUGCUUCAUCUGUUCCUUG
Messenger RNA from Somion occarium, 1190 nucleotides. The record is from the annotation of a GenBank genome assembly. NCBI's taxonomy places the organism in Eukaryota, Fungi, Basidiomycota, Agaricomycetes, Polyporales, Cerrenaceae.